CGGUUAUGCGCGUCUAGCGUCGGAUGAUUACGCGAGGGCGGUGCCAAGUAGGAGAUAAGCGACGACGAGAACCUCACCGGUAGUUGCAUCCUUUUUGCUUUAACCAUUUAUAAGCACCUUGUUUAGCUACUGUUAGCCGUUUAUACCAACCAGCUCACAAACAAUUGCUGUUGUUUUUUUUUGUAUGUCCCGAAUUCCAUUCAUAUCUGUCAAGAAUUCGAAACGGAAAAUAAACCACAUUAUGGAGACGGAGAUACACGUGCCUGUGGGGUCGCCGGUAAUUCGAAAAUUCCCGAUUUUCGUGGAGGAACAUAACGUAACCGAUGGGGCAAUGAAGCUGGUAAAGCAGCUUCGGCCAGCGUGGGACAUAAACCAUGUCAAGACCAAGCUCUUCACUGAUGGGACCACUAAUAAGCUGGUGGGUUGUUAUGUGGAUGCCAGUCCAGAGGACGUGGUUCUGGUGCGUGUGUAUGGGAACAAGACGGAGCUGAUCGUCGACCGAGACAACGAGCUCAAGAGCUUCCAGGUGCUACAUGCUAACGGCUGUGCGCCGCGCCUCUACUGCACCUUCCAGAAUGGCCUCUGCUACGAGUUCAUGCAGGGGGACGCCCUCGGGACACAGGACGUCAGGGACCCGAUUUUACUCAGGCUAAUAUCCAGGGAGAUGGCUCGUAUCCAUGCGAUCCACGCACAUAACGGCUGCAUCCCCAAACCCAACCUGUGGAUCAAGAUGAGGAAAUAUUUCUCUCUGGUCGCCACCGAGUUCACAGAGCAAGCCUCCAACGCCAGGAUCCAGCAGGAGGUGCCCAGCCAGGCAGUGUUGGAGCAGGAGAUGGUGUGGAUGAAGGAGCACUUGUCUCAGCUGGGCUCUCCUGUGGUGCUCUGUCACAACGACCUGCUCUGCAAGAAUAUCAUCCACAACAGCAAAGCAGGCCAUGUCCGGUUCAUAGACUAUGAAUACUCUAGUUACAACUAUCAGGCCUUUGACAUCGGGAACCACUUCAACGAGUUUGCUGGUAUGAGUGAGCUGGACUAUGGGCUGUAUCCUAGCCGUGAGAUGCAGCUGGAGUGGCUGCGUGUGUAUCUGCAGGCGUACAAACGGUCUACUAAGAAAGGAGAGGAGGUCAGCGACAGAGAGCUGGAGAGACUCUACAUACAGGUCAACAAGUUUGCUCUGGCAUCACACUUCUUCUGGGGCUUCUGGGCACUCAUCCAGGCCAAGUACUCCUCCAUUGAUUUUGACUUCCUGGGGUAUGCUGUGCUGCGCUUCAACCAAUACUUCAAGACCAAACCUGCAGUGAUGGCUCUACAGAUCCCAGAAUGAGAGGAGGAGAAGAGAGGGACCCCAUCACUGGCACUGACCAGUGGAGCAGACACACUUUGAGCAGGAGAGGGCUGUGCUGGGGGAUGAGGGACAAAAGUUGUGGUUGAGCAUUAUUAAUGGGGUCGAGGGGUGGGAUAAAUAACAUUUAGAGGGCCGAGUGUGGAUGGACCACAACAUUUUUUCCAAACUCGGUCCCUGGCAACAAGCGCAAAUACUAUUUAAUUCCUCUUCAACUCUGUCCACCUCUGUCUCACCAGUCAAGCUCAUCAAGAUUCCCCAAAACAGCCAGGGGUGGCCUGUGUGUAAAUGUGUCUUUAUUUAUUUAUUCUGUGAAGAAUUGAUUGACCUACUGAUGUAAGAUUAAUUCCCCAGGCAGACGGGUAGCUGAAACACUAGCUGAGUCCGGGAGCAUUUGGUGCCAACAUGGAGAACAGUGUGCAGACAGUUCUGUAUUUAUGGGCUCUGAGUUUUCCCUGUGGUUGUGUUCCAGGUGUGUAGUGUAGGAGAGAGGGCAGCCAGCUUGUCCUUAAUGUAGGCACUGAUCUGAGAGGAUUUCUUAAGCAAUAUGGUCAUGGUUUCACCAUGAAAAUAGUGUAUUCAUUCAACUCAGAUCUACACGAAGUGGCUAGGGGUUGACGUAGAACUGAAGUUGUAGUUGCUUUGCAGUGAAGGUGGCAUUGCCGUGUAGGUUAGAGGGGCUAGCCAUGGCAAGACAGUGAUAUGGUCCUUUAAUAAUGUCUGUGACCGCAGAGCUGCCUCUGUGGCCAGGAGCAGCUUUGCGUCACUGGUGCUAGACUUUAAACCAGGGCCCUGUUCUCCCUCUGCCUCUUUUCCACAUCUUUAGCUUUUAUAGUUAUGGUGACUCGCUCUGUUAAACUUUGCACUCAGACUACUCUGAGAAUCACAACCUCAAUCACCCCUGCCUUCCCCAGUAUCUGACCCCUCUUCCUCCCCCUUUCUCUCACCUCCCUCUGCCCUUUUACACUUCCUCCUCUCUUGACUCUCUUGAUUGGCUGAGGUGGUGGAGGGACUUUUGCCUGAAGUGCACAUAUUCACUGUAACAUCCCAACCUCCAUCCAUUCAGUCAUAACUUCCCUAAAAAGGAGCCAGAAUCUUAUACAAUAGGUUAUUGCGUAAAGUGUCAGAGCCACUGCUUCAAAGGGUGUGGAAUCACUAACCCCAAUGUUGUUCUGAAGCUUAUCAGGAUGUGAGUGAGGUGGCCAAGGACAAGACAGCAGGGUAAAGUCCACACUGAGCCAGCAACCACUUCCUUCUCUGACUGACAUCAUGAUCUUUGGAGGAACUCUAACACCUUUCUUUAUCCCGGUCCCCCCUCCCUUCCUCUCCAGCCCUCUCAGAUCAGAAGAUCAACAUGUAAGGGAAAGUAGAGGAGAGCCGUAUUAGGAUAUCAUAAGCCUGUCCUGUGAUCCCUGGCUGUCUCCUGUUACUGACAGGGUUAAUAAUGCACCAAUAUAGGAGGCUGCCAACUCUAUGAAGGUGUUGAAGAGAAGGACUGUUGUGAUGAGUCACUAGCCAUGCUUGCCAGGCCUCUUAGUUCCCCUAGCACACUCCAAAAUGUGUUGUCUGGCUACACGGUGAGACUGAUGAGCAGCCUCUUGGCUCUCAGGAGAGCUUGCCUUUUUGUCCCUUGUCACUAGCUGUACAGGCAGGGAGGGUAGAUGCAAUUUUCACCAGCUCUUGUCCUGGAGAGCUACAGUCUAGACACAUGAUUCAACUAAUCAUCAUUAUCCUGGUUCAUUUAAUCAUGUGUGUUAGUGCUGGGCUGGAACAAACCUGCACACCCUGUAACUGUCCAGGACCAGGGUUUUUGACUACUGGAAUAGUGUUAAGCAGAGCAUCUGCAACAUAGCAGUAGAUUGAUGCAACAAAUGGAAAUGACUCAUACUUGUUGUAGGAUUGUGUCUAUUCUAUACAGUACAUUUCUAUCUGCAACAUUCCAAACCAUUUAUGUCAUUGAGUCGAGAAUCUUGUAGUGUUUCCUAAAUGGAUGGUCAAGGCCCUCUUGUAUACAUUUUUAAAGGCCGUUAUGGACAGAGACGACACUUUGAAAGGCUUCAGGUGAGUCACAGCUCACCACCAAUAUGUCGGCCCAGGGUUGAACUAACAGGUGACCAAGUGCAAUGAAUUCCUGUUUAUCGUAGAUGUACAUAUGUGAAUGUGUUUCCUUUGAGUUGACUGUAACAUUUCAGUGAGACUAACUGUAUCCCUGUUAGGGUGCAUCUCAACCAUCUUAGAGUGGAUUCCUUUCCUUCAUCUACACUAAUAGGAAACAAUUAGAUGGAUGACAAAUGAAUCCACCAUAUUGCUUUCAUCCUGUUUUCAGAUGUGUGGUGCUGAAGGAGAGAAGAGGGAGACUGACCAUAAGAGUAUGAGGGAGUCACUAGAGGGAGACUGACCAUAAGAGUAUGAGGGAGUCACUAGAGGGAGACUGACCAUAAGAGUAUGAGGGAGUCACUAGAGGGAGACUGACCAUAAGAGUAUGAGGGAGACACUAGAGGGAGACUGACCAUAAGAGUAUGAGGGAGACAAGGUGGUCGAAUGUCAAGAUGUUCUAUGCACUCCUGGUGGUCUGUGGUUACAUUCAACUAAACUAGUAAGACACUAGAUUGCCAAGCUACAACAAACAAGUGGCAACAUAGGUUAAUGGUUGAGAUUUGUGAUUAGAAAGCAACAGCCUACUUCAUGCUAGCAUGGCCAGAUAGAUGACUGUAAAUGUCUGCUUCCUGAAUGCACAACCAAAAAUGACCCUGGGUUUCAUGGAAAUGCACCCCACUUAUUGAAGUGGUAGAUCAACUACGGCAGGCUAGGGCUGCUUUCUUAAGGGCAUAUUUAACUCCCUUCACAAAAUGUAAACCAUUAUGCUUAUUGCUACUACUAGUCGUUUUAGAAACUCCUUCCAGCCUAACACCUAUCCAAUCCUCUCAGAUCUUUGAGGGCAAGCCAGCAGGAGCGGGUUCAAGAAUCGCAGUGCCCGUAGGUCUAGUAAAAUCUAUAAAGUAGAGUUUUUAUACACUACUACAGCACAUGCCUUCACUGGACAAAUGUUGAAAGAAUGUGUCCUAGAAGACUUUGCAUUUGAAGUAAAGGAAGUAAGUUCCCCAUUUAGAAAAAUAGCCAAUAAUACACAUGUAGGAAGUGAAAUGUGCACUAUUCUUUCAACAUAACCCUGUGGAUAUGUGCUGACUGGAAGGGUUCCAUCCUGACGGUGGUAAUUGUAGACUAGAGAUGUGUUGAAGGGUGUAUUCAUGUUUUCUAUAUACACAUACCAAAAUGGUUAGCUUCAUAAGGCUUGCAGUUCAUUUGCAAAUAACAAACACUACACAAAACUAGAUUCUAUUUUCUUUUUUGACUGUUGAAUUUUAGGUGAGUGUAGGGAGUCAGUGGUUGUAAAUACUAAGAAAUACUGUGAAUCUGACUACAGUGAUCCUCCACACUUGAGUGCUGGGGAGAGUAACAUUGGUCAGUAAAUAUUUCCAUUAAACGUUGAACUAUU
Messenger RNA from Oncorhynchus tshawytscha (Chinook salmon), 4838 nucleotides. RefSeq names its product ethanolamine kinase 2 (gene etnk2). Gene Ontology annotation, cellular component: cytoplasm. Gene Ontology annotation, molecular function: ethanolamine kinase activity. The record is from RefSeq and is a predicted model, not a curated record. Lineage: Eukaryota; Metazoa; Chordata; Actinopteri; Salmoniformes; Salmonidae. The transcript is spliced from 9 exons. The coding region runs from base 185 to 1324 and encodes 379 amino acids. Gene Ontology annotation, biological process: phosphatidylethanolamine biosynthetic process.